CAAGGGUUCGUUGUUUAUGUUUACAAUCAAACCAAACAACAAUAUUGCUGAGAUGAAAGCAACAUAAGUUAUUUGUAAUGAACCAAAUAGCAAAUUAUGAUGAGUGGAUCUCAAAUAACAAGGCUGUUUACCUCAAUGUCUAAUAAAGAGAAUGUUAACGAAAAACUGAUACCAGAAAAACAAAAAAAUCCGACAAAUAAAGCAAAUUCCAUGGCACUGAGUCAGAUGAAGGAACAAUUAUCCCAUGAAGUUCAAAGGCGAGAGGAGCUUGAAAGUCAGUUGGAUAAAAGCCAAAAAGAAAUGGAAGAGCUUUCAGUUUCCUUGUUUACUGAAGCAAAUGAAAUGGUCGCCAAAGCAAGACAAGAAACUGAAGUAUUAAGGCGUGAACUGGACUAUCAUGAGAAGAUGCAAGAAAGACGCAUGCAAAAGCUAAAAAAUAUUCAAUCCGCUAUUCGAACUUCAAUGGAAAAUCGAAAAUUUUUUUCUUAUUCCUAUGAAGCGCCAUACCAAUAAGGGAUAUCAAAAAUCAAAACCAUAGAUAUUCUUCAAAUCGAAAUAAAAGAGUGAAACACUUGGAAAAGAUAAAGAUAAUGAAUCAAAAUGAACGAAAUCUACGUUUAGUAAUAUAUAAUAACAGAAAUCCAUGCUCGAAUUUUUCAUGCCUUUUGUUCCUCCUGCUUUAUUUUUUCUGCCAUGAGUGAAGAACCUUCAACCGUGUUACCUAAAGGCUUGUUCAUACUUGCAGAUUUUGAAGGCGUAGGAAGAGAAACAGCAUGCCAGUUAAUAGAAUUUUCAGCUCCAUAACGUUCAGCUAACCACUCAUUUGUUUUCUUAAAAUGAUGACAUUCAAAAAACCCGCGAUGAGCGGACAAAGGGCUCGGAUGAACACUCUUCAGUACACAAUGCGACUGUAAAGGAAGCCCUUGAAGACGUUUAUUAGCAGGCGUUCCCCAAGCAAGCACUACAAUUCCACGUUUGUGCUUAUUUAAUGCAAUUUGAAGAGCCGCAGAUGUAAAUCGCUCCCAUCCCUUACCUGAAUGGGAUGCAGCUUGAUGAGCACGAACAGUCAAGCUAGCAUUUAGCAUUAAAACUCCCUGAUCAGCCCAUGGUAUUAAAUAUCUAAUGUCAAUUAGUUAAUAACAUUGCUUCAGUAAACAA
This is a messenger RNA of Schizosaccharomyces cryophilus OY26, 1158 nucleotides long. RefSeq names its product sporulation specific protein Spo13. The record is from RefSeq and is a predicted model, not a curated record. The coding region runs from base 97 to 513 and encodes 138 amino acids. The transcript has 2 exons. Gene Ontology annotation, biological process: exocytosis. Gene Ontology annotation, molecular function: guanyl-nucleotide exchange factor activity. Lineage: Eukaryota; Fungi; Ascomycota; Schizosaccharomycetes; Schizosaccharomycetales; Schizosaccharomycetaceae. Gene Ontology annotation, cellular component: cell tip; Golgi to plasma membrane transport vesicle.